AUGGUGAUGUUGGUCCACGCCAAAGAUGAUGCCUACCUCGAUGCCGUCAUUCCCAAGCGCAUCCAACUCUUUGAAUCCAUACAGGCCCAGAAACAUGCUGCUCGACAGUCCCUCCCCUCCGAUCCUAUCAAAGUUACAUUUAUUCAAUGGAAUGCUAUGAAGAAGACACUCACUUGUAACCCUUGA
Prunus armeniaca (apricot) is the source of this 186-nucleotide messenger RNA. Lineage: Eukaryota; Viridiplantae; Streptophyta; Magnoliopsida; Rosales; Rosaceae. The record is from the annotation of a GenBank genome assembly.